AUGGCGUUACCGGGAGCAUUUGGGAGUCAGGAUAUAAUCUUCCCUUUUUUUGGAUGUAUAAGAGAAAGUGAUGCAGAUUUUAAUAUCGGAACUUUCUGCGCAAAUCCUUAUACUUGUAAUUUGGUAUCGCGACGCUUAUCAGCUGACCGCCGCGAGUUUCUCCGCCCCGACGCGGAAAGCAUCAGUGAUCUUUCGUCCCGCGCGUUUGGUACAUCGGACAGCUUCCCUUGGUGA
This is a messenger RNA of Penicillium pulvis, 234 nucleotides long. RefSeq lists its product as uncharacterized. NCBI's taxonomy places the organism in Eukaryota, Fungi, Ascomycota, Eurotiomycetes, Eurotiales, Aspergillaceae. The coding region runs from base 1 to 234 and encodes 77 amino acids. The transcript is spliced from 2 exons. The record is from RefSeq and is a predicted model, not a curated record.